AGGAAGGACAAAUCAUGUUGAUUUACCAAUGCUUCCAAAAGGGGAAUGGCCAAAAUGGUGCAGGACCUGCGGUGGAAGUGGACUCAGUAAUUGCUCUCGUUGUCUUGGCACCGGAGAGUACAGGUAUAUAAUGGGCUUUCAUUUUAUGAAGAUGGAUACAAAUCACACCCAAGAUGAUGAAAAUUAUCGUGUUCAUGAUGACUCUGGAACUUGUAGUGCAGUAGACAUACAUCUUAAGGACGAACAGUUUAAUUCUAGCCAUGAAAGGUGAAUAUUUCGUGACAGUUUGAUUUCAAAAUCUUCUACCAAAAUGCUCUUGAUUUUGUAUUGUGAAUUGGUAUACUUUUGGAUGGAGAUUCUACUCCAUAUCCAACACGGAUAAAAGCUGG
Messenger RNA from Ilex paraguariensis (yerba mate), 389 nucleotides. NCBI's taxonomy places the organism in Eukaryota, Viridiplantae, Streptophyta, Magnoliopsida, Aquifoliales, Aquifoliaceae. The record is from the annotation of a GenBank genome assembly.